GUUUUCAAGGUUGGCGCAUGUAGUUCAGUGCGUACAUUUGACGGCAUUGCUGUCACUGUGCCUUACCUUUUGGUUGUAGGUUUGAAUACUAAACGUGUUAUUUACGUUUUUUUUUUUUUUUUGCUUUCGGAUCUAUAGAUGUGACUGUAUUCCUGAGGAUAUUGACUCCUGUGACAACAAGAAAAUAACUGGUCAUUUAGAAAGUUUUCUCCAGAAAAAUGUUCCUUACUGCAGUACUGUUUAGAAAAGGCAUUCCAGGAAAACAGUGGAUUGGCAAAUACAGAAGACCAAGGAAGGUUACAUGGCAGAUGAAGCGGAAUAUGAUCAAGAGAUUGGAGAUUGAAGCUGAAAAUGAGUACUGGCUGAGCCGACCUUACAUGAGCAUUGAACAAGAAAUGGGGCAUGCUACUGAACGUAGGGAUGAAAACUGGCGCAUUUUCAGGAGCCUGCAAACUGCUAAUUUCCCUGAACACAAAUAUGUGGCAGACCACUUGAAUCAUUUAAAUGUUACAAAAAAGUGGACUGUAUCUUAAAAAAAAAAAAAAGUAACUUUUACAUUGUAAGUUUGUGUCAUAGAAAUAAAUUUCAAAUCAUGGAAAACCA
Molecule: messenger RNA, 603 nt
Organism: Protopterus annectens (West African lungfish)
Lineage: Eukaryota; Metazoa; Chordata; Ceratodontiformes; Protopteridae
Gene: MRPL57
Product: mitochondrial ribosomal protein L57
Biological process (GO): mitochondrial translation
Cellular component (GO): mitochondrial ribosome
Molecular function (GO): structural constituent of ribosome
Source: RefSeq, a predicted model, not a curated record